Messenger RNA from Symphalangus syndactylus (siamang), 709 nucleotides. RefSeq names its product chromosome 7 C8orf89 homolog (gene C7H8orf89). The record is from RefSeq and is a predicted model, not a curated record. NCBI's taxonomy places the organism in Eukaryota, Metazoa, Chordata, Mammalia, Primates, Hylobatidae.
AUGCCAGCUCCUGGAGCGGCACUGGGCUUCCGCUGGCUCCCAUACUGCCCGCUGUGCCCGCUGCCCCAGCCACCCCUGCUGCCGGAGCCUCCUACCUGGGCCGCAACCGCCAGGAUCGCAAAGAAGCCCCGCCCCUCGGUGCAGCUGCGGGCACACAGCCUCUCCCUCUCGUCAGCACUCUUGAAAGAAGAAAAAACGUCAGUGCUAUCUCCUGAAAUCAAAUGUGAGACUUCUAAAGUCACCAGAAGUUCCUUUGGCAGUUGUUUUAUUUUUGAGAGUAGUUGGAAGAAAGCAGUUUUAGAAACACAAAAGAUUAAGAAAGAAUAUACCACAGCAUUUGGUCUAGGAGAGCUCAAAGAAUGUAUCAAAAUGCCAUAUUUACCAGGACCGCAAAGUUGCCAAAAAAGCAUAAGUUCAACUCCACUAGAGGUUCCUAAAAGACUGCCACAUGCUGAUGCCGAGGUGUCUGCAGUCAGGCUAAAGAAGACUAAGGAGACAUGCAGUGUGGCACCACUUUGGGAGAAAUCAAAAGCUGACUCCCCACUUACUCCUCCAGGUUCUGGCUUCAGUGAUCCUCUCACUGGAGCACCAUCUCAAUACUUAGAGAGACUUUCCAAAAUAGCCAUAUUGGAAUAUGAUACCAUUCGUCAGGAAACAACCAAAAAAUCAAAAAAAAGCAAGAAACGAGACCUCCGAGACUGCUGAAAAA